CUCAUGUGAGGAAGGAGAGUAGGAUCUAGCCUUCAGGCUCAUUUGAGGAGGCUUUCUGUGAAUAUUCCUGGGUUUUACACUCAUCUCAGUCCUAUCCGAAGAUGGGAAACUGAGGCACAGAGACAUUGAAGUGACUAGCCAGGAAGUCUGGACACUUCCAGGAAUCAAGCUCAAACCUUGUCCCAAAUCCAAUGCCUUACUUCCAAGACCUGUUUCCCCCGAAUAAGAGUGAGGAAAUUCACAGUGAGAGUAAAAUACUGAACUGUGUUGUACAGGUCAGAUUCCUCUCUGAAUGAUGGUAAUGUGAACCAAGAGAUGAGUCCUUCGAAAUCAAUCAAGUUACAGUUGGGUGACAGGAAAACCCCUAGACAAGGUUGAACACAACAACAAAGUGGACAAGGCCUGGAAGAUAUUUAGUGGAAGACACAGCAUUUGCCAGCAGACAGUUCAUAGUGUUGUUUUCAAGACGGAAUAAAGAUCUGACUGCAGAUUUACGAGCAUGGCCACCCAGAACUACUCGGAUAACCUGGAUUAUUAUAUGGGUUCUAGUUCUGUGUUGCCUCCGUACAACAACUCAUUUAACCACACAGACCUCAUCUGUGAAAAAAGUCAUGCCCGGCAAUUUGCUCAAACUUUCCUGCCAGCAUUUUUCAGCAUUGUAUUCUGCAUCGGCACAGUGGGUAAUGUCUCAGUCAUCCUCGUGUACUGGACAUACAGAUACAGGAAGAGCAUCACCGACAGAUACCUGCUGCACCUGGCCAUUGCUGAUCAGCUCCUCGUUUUCACUCUCCCUUUCUGGGCAAAAGCAGCUUUAUAUGGCUGGAUCUUUAACAAUGUCAUGUGUAAAAUUCUCAAUAGCAUGUACAAGAUCAACUUCUACAGCUGUAUGUUAUUUCUAACAUCCAUUAGUUUUGACAGGUACAUUACAAUUGUCCAUGCCUUGAAAGCUAAGAACUCUAAGCGAAAAAGGCUUCUGCGCAGUAAACUAGUUUGCUUUGGUGUUUGGCUGAUUGCAAUAGGCUUAUGCAUCCCAGAAAUAGUAUACAGUGAAUCUAAGCAAGUUAGUAAUACAACUACCUGCAAGAUGGUGUACCCUACCACAGUGACCCGAACCACCAAAGUUACUGUCCUAGCUUUGAAAAUCACAAUAGGAUUCCUCCUUCCUCUCCUCGUCAUGGUUACUUGUUAUGCUUUUAUAAUUCAUACCCUCCUUCAAGCCAAAAGAUCCCAAAAGCACAAAUCAUUAAAGAUCAUCAUUGUUAUUAUCACAGCUUUCCUCCUCUCCCAGUUGCCCUACAACAGCAUUUUGCUGGUCAAAAUCAUCGACACUUACACCAGGGUUAUAUAUGACUGCAAAACCUCUGACAACAUUGACCUCGGAUUCCAGAUAACUCAGAGCAUCGCCUUCCUUCACAGCUGCCUGAACCCCUUCCUCUACAUGUUUGUUGGGGAGAGAUUCCGUAAAGCCCUCUUUAAAACUCUGGGGGAUCUAAUUCACUGCACUGGUAAGAGCCGAGAACAGAGCUCUUCCGUAUAUGAUAGCCAAGAAGGGAGUUCAAAAUGGUCUGCAUUGCUGGGGCCAUCAAAAAACAGGAGCUCUCUCACUUCGAGUAUGCACCGAAAUUCCUCACUCACACCCAACUUCGGCCAAGCUCCUUUCACAGUUAAUGGGAGUCUGGCUGGAGCAAGGAGUACUGAAUGCAGUGCUCUGUAAGAGAUUCUU
Mauremys mutica (yellowpond turtle) is the source of this 1723-nucleotide messenger RNA. RefSeq names its product C-C chemokine receptor type 9-like. Gene Ontology annotation, molecular function: chemokine receptor activity; chemokine binding; scavenger receptor activity. The transcript is spliced from 4 exons. NCBI's taxonomy places the organism in Eukaryota, Metazoa, Chordata, Testudines, Geoemydidae. Gene Ontology annotation, cellular component: membrane. The record is from RefSeq and is a predicted model, not a curated record. Gene Ontology annotation, biological process: G protein-coupled receptor signaling pathway; immune response; chemotaxis. Bases 500 to 1714 code for a protein of 404 amino acids.